Messenger RNA from Trichoderma citrinoviride, 1023 nucleotides. RefSeq names its product GroES-like protein. NCBI's taxonomy places the organism in Eukaryota, Fungi, Ascomycota, Sordariomycetes, Hypocreales, Hypocreaceae. Gene Ontology annotation, molecular function: oxidoreductase activity, acting on NAD(P)H. The transcript has 4 exons. The coding region runs from base 1 to 1023 and encodes 340 amino acids. The record is from RefSeq and is a predicted model, not a curated record.
AUGGCAAACGAGGCGGUUUGGCUAACCGAGUUUGGCGGGCAAGCGAAGCUGGGACCGGCAGAUGUGCAUGAGCCUGGUGAAGGCGAGCUACUGAUACAGGCCAAAGCAAUCCCAGUCCAGCCUGGAGAAUGGAAACUCAAAGAGGGCAUAAUCCCCAUUCGCCUUCGUUACCCAACCGUUAUCGGCCUGGGCGUCUCCGGUGUUGUUGAGAAGACUGGCCCUGGUGUGACCCAUUUCAAGGCUGGAGACCGCAUCUUGGCUAAUACUACCGGCGUCCUUCGCAACGAUCCUCGCUUUGGCGCCUAUCAGAAAUACUGUCUUGUGCCUGAAAGAUUUGCUUCAAAGAUCAGCGAUGUGCCAUUUGAAGAAGCCGCCAAUAUCGCCACGUCUUAUGCGGCGAUGAGUGCUCUAGUCCUACAUCUGGGACUGAACAGACCACAUAUACCCAGCGCGCCAUCCACUGGCGAAAGGAUAAUGGUCUGGGGCGUGUCGUCGUCGUUCGGCAUCUUCGCAGCCCAGCUAGCCACACUCGCAGGAUACGAGGUCGUUGGUGUCGCAUCUGCUCGCCACGAAGAGCUUGCGACAACAUUCGGUGUUAAGCAUUUUCUGGACCGCGCUUUAGAAGAUGUUGUCUCCAAAGGUUCUUCGCUAGGGCCGUUCAAAGCCGUCUUUGCUGCUGCCGAUGACGCUGAAGACCAAGUCAAGAUCGGAGCCAUAUUGGCGGCUCAAGGUGGCGGCUCGUUUUUGUCUACGAUGGGUGUUCGACCAGGUGUGAAACUGCCUGAGAAUGUCAAGGGAGAUUUUGCGCAGUUCCUUGAUGACUAUCUGGAUGAGACUCACAAUGACUUUACGGAGUGGUUCUGGUGGAAGUUUCUGGAGGAGGCUCUGGAGAAGAAGCAGCUCUCAUCGCUGCCUUUGACCGUUGUUGGGGGACUGGACAAGACGGAAGAGGCGUGGAAGAUCUUGAAAACUGGUGAGAACCAUGGAACGAGACUGAUCAUUGUGCCGGAUUACACGGCAUAA